Molecule: messenger RNA, 2476 nt
Organism: Dendrobium catenatum
Lineage: Eukaryota; Viridiplantae; Streptophyta; Magnoliopsida; Asparagales; Orchidaceae
Product: TORTIFOLIA1-like protein 2
Exons: 6
Coding region: 44-2476 (810 amino acids)
Cellular component (GO): microtubule
Molecular function (GO): microtubule binding
Source: RefSeq, a predicted model, not a curated record
UAUUAUUGUAAGAUUGUUGUGCUAUUUUAGAAGAUUGCACAAGAUGCGGUCUCAACGGAUAAGCUUAAAGGUUAAGGGGAGUGGAAGGAUGGUAACCCCGCAGCAGGCAAUAUAUGAGCUGAAACACAGGGUGGUUCUGUCUCUUAAUAAGAUUGCCGAUCGGGACACUUAUCAACUUGGAGUGGAGGAACUUGAGAAGAUCGCCGAGGGUUUGACACCUGAAGGGAUUUUUCCGUUUCUAUCUUGUAUUAUUGACACUGACUCAGAGCAGAAGAGCGCGGUAAGGAAGGAGUGCAUUAAGGUUCUGGGAACUCUUGCUAGGUUUCAUGGGAACUUGAUGUAUGCUCAUGUUGGAAAGAUGGUGGCCAGCAUUAUCAAGCGCCUCAAGGAUUCGGAUUCAACUGUAAGGGAUGCAUGUGUCGAGACAGCUGGGAUUUUGACAAUGACAAUGGGGAGCUCUGGUGGAGGUGAGAAUGGAUUUGUAGCAUUAGUGAAGCCAUUUUUUGAGGCCCUAGGAGAACAGAAUAGAUAUGUGCAGACUGGUUCAUCAUUGUGCUUGACAAGAGUCAUUGAUGAGGCUAGAGAACCACCCAUCACUCUUCUAGCUCAGAUGCUUACUCGGGUUGUGAAGCUGCUGAAGAAUCAGCAUUUCAUGGCAAAACCAGCUCUCAUUGAGCUUAUAAGAAGCAUUGUUCAGGCAGGUGGAGCUUCUACAGAUAAUGCUUUGCAUUUGGCAGUGACCAGCAUAGCCGAAGCACUCAAAUGUAAUGACUGGACAACCCGCAAAGCUGCUUCUCUUGCAUUAGCUGGAAUAGCAGCCAGUGCUGGAUCAGCAGUGGGAUAUCUAAAAACCUCUUGCAUUUCUUCUCUUGAAUCUUGUCGUUUUGACAAGGUGAAACCUGUCAGGGAUGCUGUAGUUCAUGCUUUACAAUGCUGGAAAGCUCUUCCAGGAACUGAUUCAUGUGAUCCUUCAGAAGCUGGAUCAUCCACCAAAGAUAUCAUAAGCGGAGAUUAUACUGAUCUUACUUGUACUAGUGAUGGUGGAUGGAGACACUCAACCAGCAAAACAAGUUCUAUGGCAGCUCUAAGCGGUACUUCAAGCAACUCAACUAAGAAGAGGACUCCACUAACCAUCAUGAAAAAUAUUCCCAAUCAAAUGCAAGAUUAUCAGCAUAAAGAUUCAAAUGAGUGGCAUAUUGAAGUCUCUCUUCCAAAGAGUAACAGAACUUUCUCAACUGAUGAUAAUCAUGAAGAGCUACAACGAUCAACUAUUCGAAAGGAACAUCUGACAAAUGAAAAUGCAACAAGAUGCUGGCAUGCGACAUAUGAAAGAGACAAAAUAGAAGAAAAGACAGUCUCCUCCAAUAUGUCUAAUUUCAUUAGUGAAAUCUGUGAGAACAAGCAUGCAGCUGCAAAUAAUGAAUAUCUAGAUGAAGGUAGUUCUGCAAAUAUAAACACUAUAGAUUCUGGACCUGUCACUGAAGAGAUUGACUCUGAAGGCUUCAGAAUACUAGAGUGCAAUAGUGUGGACUCUACUGUUACCGAUGUGGCUUCACAUGGUUUACGUGGAUGCUGUUUGCAUGUUUCUAAUGAGCUGGCCUUCAUCAGAAAACAACUAUUGGAUAUCAAAACUAAGCAAUCAAAGAUACUAAAUCUUUUUGAGGUUUUUGUUGGAAACACCACAUCCACCCUGUCAACAUUGCACUCAAAGGUAGAGAACCUAGAAGGUACUGUUGACGAAUUAACACAAACUUGUGCUCAGAAAGGGAGCAACUUGAACAUAGAAGGUCUCAAGUAUUUGAAGAAAAAUCAAAGUGAAACUUCUUCCCCAAGGCUUUCUACAUGCACACCCAGGUCAUCAUUUGACUGCAGGCCUCAUUCAAUAAUGCUUUCUUCAAAUAGAACGCAAUUAUGCAAAGAUAAAUUAUUAUCUAGAAGUGAAUCAAACAGCUCAGCCAAAGAUGGUUUUGACUUAUGGCGUGAUCCAACCAUCAAAUUGAUUAGAAAUCCAGUAGGGAUAAAUGUUCAGAAAAAUACGGGAAGGAGAAAGGUGAAAGAAAAUGAGAACCUGUUUUCUGUUCUAACUUCCAGUGUUUCUUCCAAACAAGAAAACUUUGACAACGAAGCUAUUUCUUGGAAAAUAAUAAAUGAUUAUAUGCGUGAUCGGGAUGUGGAAUCUAUAUAUCAGGAGACUUUGUCUUCCGGUGAUGAUGUUAGCCUGCUUGAACUUAUGAACAGAACAGGGCCUGUUCUAGAAAAUUUAAGUCCUGAGGUAGCCAGCCAAGUUCUUGGCAUUCUAACUAGGAAGUUUUUAAAUCAUAGUUUCAUGCCCUCGAUGAUUCCUUGGUUGCAACAGUACUACAACUUGCAUUGUCACAUAUGUACAGAUUAUGCCCUUUGUAACUUAUUACCAGCCAUGCAGAAAUGCGCAUUUGUAGUUGUUUUCAAGGUGACUAUAUUGCUUAUUGUCUUUUAG